AUGACGGGCUUAAUAUUCGUGACAAUCGAUUUCCCGCCCAUUGAGAGCGUGGGCCGGAAGUACUUGCUCGCGUGGAAGAAGAAGCGCGACAAGUACGACAAGGCCGUACUCGAGCACUCGAAGGCGACGGGUGUCCCGGUCAAGGUCUACAACAAGAAGUGGAUUGACUCGAUCGAGCGCGAUCUCUUGGAGACGGUGUGUAUGCUCAAGUGGGAUAUCGACAUCGACGACCUGACGGAGAAGGAGUUUCAACGUCGCUUGACGGAGUUGAUGCAUGAGCGCGCGAACGAUGGCACACACACAAACACUCACACGACCGACGACUACGUCGCUUUCUUUAAAGGGCUCAAGAUCAAGUACGACGCGGACGAAGACGUCUUUGGGCAGGUGGCCAGCUUCAUCACGGACGCUCAAACGAUCAUCGAGACCCAUGCCCUGCAAGAAGACAUGAAGACCUCGGGGCCGCGGAGAGCAAUCCUCAAGAUCAUCACGGAUCAGCUCGAGCCCGCGCAGCUGCGCAAUGCGAUGCGUGACGUGCUACGCAUCCACAACCGCUCGAGGCUCAAAUGA
Molecule: messenger RNA, 570 nt
Organism: Saprolegnia parasitica CBS 223.65
Lineage: Eukaryota; Oomycota; Saprolegniomycetes; Saprolegniales; Saprolegniaceae
Exons: 2
Coding region: 1-570 (189 amino acids)
Source: RefSeq, a predicted model, not a curated record